Messenger RNA from Nanorana parkeri, 1467 nucleotides. It is a transcript of the gene SERPINF1, whose product is annotated as serpin family F member 1. NCBI's taxonomy places the organism in Eukaryota, Metazoa, Chordata, Amphibia, Anura, Dicroglossidae. Bases 169 to 1401 code for a protein of 410 amino acids. Gene Ontology annotation, biological process: negative regulation of endopeptidase activity; positive regulation of neurogenesis; negative regulation of angiogenesis. Gene Ontology annotation, molecular function: serine-type endopeptidase inhibitor activity. The record is from RefSeq and is a predicted model, not a curated record. The transcript has 8 exons.
CAGAGCCGCCCUCAGCUCCACCUUAUAUACUCGCAGAUCUAAAGCCCACAUAAAGCAAAGUCUUCCCUAGUUCCAGCUCAUCAGAGCCACCACCUGGGGGUGGGAGCCAGGCAACCCCAAAUCUCAGCACCCGUGGUGGAAAGGAUCCCUGCCUACUAAGGACUCACCAUGAAGAACUACUUGGUUUUCCUUCUUGCUGCGACUAUUUUCUCUUUCACCAGCUCUCAAGAUGCUGCAGAGGAGAAUCCAACUGUUGUUGUGGAAGAAGAGGAUCCAUUCUACAAGAUCCCGCUCAACAAACUUGCAUCCUCUGCAUCCAACUUCGGCUAUGACCUUUAUCGCAUGUACGCAAGCAAGAAUCCAUCCAGCAACAUCUUUAUGGCACCACUGACCCUUGCCACUGCCCUUUCUGCCGUCUCCUUGGGUGCUGGACAGCGGACUGAAUCCUUAAUACAUCGUACUUUGUACUAUGACCUCCUUAAUGACCCAGAUGUCCAUGCCACCUAUAAAGAGCUGCUUGCAAGUCUUUCUUCUGCAGACAAAGGAGUAAAAAGUGCAUCUCGAGUCAUAUUGGAGAGAAAGCUUAGGUUGCGAAUUGAUUUUGUGAAUCAGAUGGAAAAGUUCUAUGGAUACAAGCCUCGGGUCUUGUCAGGAAAUGCCCGCCUCGAUAUCUCAGAAGCCAACGAUUUUGUACAGAAGAGGACAGAUGGGAAAGUGCUGAAAUUUUUGAAGGAGGUCCCCUCUGGUGUCAGCGUCCUCCUGCUUGGAGCUGCUUCUUUUAAAGGUCAGUGGGCGCAAAAAUUUAAUCCCAGUGAAACCGUCCUACGUGAAUUCAACACAGAUGAGCAGACAUCAGUCUCAGUUCCAAUGAUGACAGCCAACUAUGUCCCUGUGAAAUAUGGCCUGGAUUCUGAUUUUAACUGCAGGAUUAUGCAGCUGCCACUCAGCGGAGGAAUCAGCAUCAUGUUUUUCCUGCCUCUUACUGUUACCCAGAACCUCACCCUGAUUGAAGAGGGUCUAACAUCUGAAUUUGUCCAUGAUAUAGACCGGGCAUUACAGUCAGUCAGCAUAAAGCUUAGUGUACCAAAACUGAAGCUGAACUAUGAGGCACAACUUGCCAGCACAUUAGAAGAUAUGAAACUCCAGCCACUAUUCUCAACUCCGGACUUCAGUAAAAUGACUUCCAAACCAGUGAAGCUCACACAGGCUCUGCACAAAGUUGUAAUGGAACUAAAUGAAGAUGGAAGAGAGCACACGGCAAAGGUGGAUCCCAAGCAGAUCAAUCACUACCCGCUCGAGUUCCAUUUGGAUCACCCGUUCCUCUUUGUUGUGCGCGCUGAUGAUAAUGGUGCCCUUCUCUUCAUUGGGAAAGUAAUGAAUCCUAAAGAACUUUCUCGUUAAUCUUCAUGCAUUUUAUGCAAAUGAUGUAAACAAUUGCAUAGCAAUGAAUUGCAGAUUCUAUUGGCA